AUGAUGUUUCCUGAACACAUUUACAUCCUAGCACAUUAUUACCAUUUCUGUAUAUUUGUGAAUCACGAAUCUCGUGCGUUAUCUGAGCUAGAUAAUUCAGGAUACAAAAUCAAUAUGUUAUCUAAAAUAGAAAGUGUCAUUCUCAGAUGUGUAGUUCGCUAUUAUUGCAAAGUGGGAGUAAUUGGUGUACCAUUUGAAAAAGGACAGCACAAAGAAGGUGUAGCACAUGGUGCACGAGUAAUCAGGGAAGCUGGAUUACUGCAAGAGUUAGAAUCCUUAGGCUUGGACGUGAAAGACUAUGGCAAUGUUUCGUACGAAACGAAAGAUGUCGAUGGUGUGAAUAACAUGUCAUAUUUAGGUGAAGUUGCUGGUUGCACUGGUUGUCUGUCUGAAAAAGUUCAAAAGAUUUUAAACGAUGGCCGCCGAGUAUUAACACUUGGUGGCGAUCACAGUGUAGGAAUUGGAACAAUAGAUGGUCAUGUUAAGGUAAAGAAAGAUGUAGGUGUAAUAUGGGUUGAUGCACACGCAGAUCUUAAUACAAAUAAAACCAGUGAAAGUGGAAAUGUUCAUGGUAUGCCUGUAGCAUUAUUAACUUCUGAAUUAGCUGAUUAUUGGCCACACCUUCCAGGCAUGGAUUGGCAACAACCAAUGCUAUCCAUAAGAAAUGUGGCUUACAUUGGAUUAAGAUCUGUAGAUCGUUAUGAAAGAUUAGUCAUUGAAAAAUUUGGCAUUAUUGCUUUUGGUAUGGAAGAUGUUGAACGAUAUGGAAUUCAUGAUGUUGUUAACAUGGCAAUAGAAAAGGUAGAUCCUAAUGACUCCAAGUCAUUGCAUGUUAGUUUUGAUAUUGAUUCCCUUGAUCCUUUAGAAGCACCAAGUACAGGAACUCCAGUGCGUGGAGGAUUAUCUCUUAGAGAAGCUGUUCAUCUAAUGGAAGAGUUGUAUAGGACUCACAGAUUAAAUGCUGUUGAUCUUGUAGAGGUAAAUCCUUUAAUUGGCAGUCCACGUGAUGUGAACUUAACUAUUGAAGCUGCCAUACAUAUUAUACAAGCUGGUUUUGGUUACACAAGAAGAGGUCUUAAGGUUCCAAAGGGAAUUACUGAUAUGCCUUUACAAACAUUUAGAUAAUAAUUCAUUUGUUCUUAUUUAAGCAAUAUUCUUUAAAUU
This is a messenger RNA of Dufourea novaeangliae, 1164 nucleotides long. RefSeq names its product arginase, hepatic (gene arg). The transcript is spliced from 8 exons. Gene Ontology annotation, molecular function: arginase activity; manganese ion binding. Gene Ontology annotation, cellular component: cytosol; cytoplasm; nucleus. The record is from RefSeq and is a predicted model, not a curated record. The coding region runs from base 1 to 1125 and encodes 374 amino acids. Lineage: Eukaryota; Metazoa; Arthropoda; Insecta; Hymenoptera; Halictidae.